Messenger RNA from Ipomoea triloba (trilobed morning glory), 1264 nucleotides. Its product is annotated as probable aquaporin PIP2-2. The transcript is spliced from 4 exons. Gene Ontology annotation, molecular function: water channel activity. Lineage: Eukaryota; Viridiplantae; Streptophyta; Magnoliopsida; Solanales; Convolvulaceae. Bases 92 to 949 code for a protein of 285 amino acids. Gene Ontology annotation, cellular component: plasma membrane. The record is from RefSeq and is a predicted model, not a curated record. Gene Ontology annotation, biological process: transmembrane transport.
AUAGCCAACAUCUCCACAAUUCUCUCCAUCUUCUCAGACCACUCCUGCUCUCCAAUCACAUUUAUUAUACUCUUUCUUGCUAAGACUUGAAAUGGCUAAGGACGUUGAGGUUGGCACUGAGUAUGCUGCUCCAAAAGACUACCAUGACCCUCCUCCCGCGCCACUCAUCGACCCGGAAGAGCUGGGGAAGUGGUCAUUUUACAGGGCGAUCAUAGCCGAGUUCAUCGCCACUCUCCUGUUUCUCUACGUCACUGUCCUCACUGUGAUUGGGUACAAGAGCCAGACUGACCCAAAUGUGAAGGGCACUGAUGAAUGUGGCGGCGUGGGCAUUCUUGGCAUUGCAUGGGCCUUUGGUGGCAUGAUCUUCAUCCUUGUUUACUGCACUGCCGGUAUUUCUGGUGGACACAUAAACCCGGCUGUGACAUUCGGGCUGUUCUUAGCCAGGAAGGUGUCUCUGGUCCGAGCCGUGAUGUACAUGGUGGCGCAGUGCCUGGGAGCCAUCUGCGGAUGUGGGCUAGUGAAGGCCUUCCAGAAAGCUUACUAUGUGAGGUAUGGCGGCGGGGCAAAUGGGUUGCAAGAUGGGUACAGCAAAGGCACUGGGUUGGGUGCUGAGAUAAUUGGGACUUUUGUUCUUGUUUACACUGUCUUCGCCGCCACUGACCCCAAGAGAAAUGCCAGAGACUCCCAUGUUCCUGUGCUGGCACCACUCCCAAUUGGAUUUGCUGUGUUUAUGGUUCACUUGGCCACAAUUCCGAUCACCGGCACAGGCAUUAACCCUGCUAGGAGUUUUGGAGCUGCUGUCAUCUAUGGCAAAGACAAGGCCUGGGAUGACCAAUGGAUAUUCUGGGUUGGACCAUUUGUUGGAGCUGCCAUUGCUGCACUGUACCACCAGUAUGUGUUGAGAGCAGGGGCAGCCAAAGCUCUGGGAUCACAGAGGAGCAAUUCUUGAUUGUGGGGUCUGCGAUUCUGAGACAAAUCCAUGGAGGAAUUGUAUAUACCAACUAAGAUUUGGUGAAUGGAGGGUCUCUAGCUCUAUUGUGUGGUGUUUUGGCACUUUUAUUUUAAGUGUGCCAAUGCAAAAUCAAGAUUGUGACUUCCACUUUCUCUAUUUUGCUUUUCAUUUUCACCUUUUUUUUUUGGAGGGGUCUUUUGUUCUUGUUUGGGUAUGUAGUCUUUUGAUUCCGGUUGUCAUGCACCAAUAAUGAUGAAUGGACUUAAGUAAUGUAUGUUAAAUCUAUGGGGAGAUGAAUCUUUCUUUGGGCCA